AUGGAUUCGUACCAAGCGCAGCAGCGGUACAUGCGGCCGCAGCCACCGGCCACGUCGGAUCCCUACCAAUACCAGCAACAGCAGCAGCAGCAGCAACCGAGACCACAGUGGUACUCGAACCACUUCCAGUACCCGUCGCCUCAACAACCCCAGUGGGCUCCACCACCUCGGGCCGACCAUCUCCCUCCGCCAGGUUCUUAUCCUCCGCCGCCCCUUCCUCACCCUUAUCCUCCUCCGUACCCCCCCAACCACCACUUUCCUCCUCCUCCUCCCCCAUCUCGGCCUCACCUGCCUUCUCACCUCCCUACCCCUCCGCCCAUUCCUCCUCCACCUCACUCUUAUCCUCAGCACACCCAGGAGUGGGGAGCUGCUCCAAGUUGGCCAAACAACCAAGGUUGGGAUUACCCAGCCCAUAAUAAUCAAGAAGAUUGGGAAGCCAAGGCUAAGGCAUGGGUAGAUGCGAGGGCGUCAAUGGAGAAUCAACAUCAACAGUUGCAGUUUCCUCCGGCAGGCAGACUAGAAGAGCAAAGUCAUUAUCAUGAUCAGUAUCCCCAGAACGUUGAUUCUCAUUAUUCUGGUACUCAGCAUCAGUCACUUUCUGCAUCCAGCUAUCAACAGGUUCCAGUUUCAGGUACUCCAACACACCAGCCACCGGGAAUUCGUCCCCAGGAGACUUCAUCUUCCUAUGCUCAUCAUGCUGUUAGAGAUGGAAUGCCAGCUGUGGACACAAAUUCUGUGUUUCAUCGACAAGGAAACCUAUCUGCUAGUCCAUCUGUUCAUCAGCAGGAGGUACCUUCUAGUUAUUCUUCUGUUACAGGCAAUGAAGGUUCUGCAGCUCAGGAAGAACAAUAUCACAUGCAACCAUCACAGCCAAUGCCCUUUGCAUAUGGCAGUCAGUCUGCUGACCCAACAACCAAUCUUGCUGACCAGCCUUUAGAGUUUGCACCCGGGUUUAAUUCUGAUCAUGGUCUACACCUGCAGCCCAGCUAUUCUUAUCAUGACCCUGCUACCACAGUGCCUUCCAUGAAUACCUGGUCUACUUCUGUUGCACCUGGUGUAGUUUAUCCCUCUAGUCUUCCAGUUCCAUCAGGACCACAGCAUGAUCCUUCCAUGGCAAUACCCUCUCCUGUUCCUGGGCAUGCUCCAUCUUCAUUUGGCAGUUUUCCUGGACUGAGCCUCCAGCCAACAAUUCCAUCUGCUGGUCCCCCCUUUGGUCUCACUGCAGGAACUGCAGUUCACCCAACUGCAGCCUUCCCUGGUGAUGCAUAUGGAGUUUCUACAGUUUCUGAGCGCCCCAAAAAGGCUUCAGUGCCUAAUUGGCUUAGAGAGGAAAUUAAGAAAGCAGUCAUCACAAGUUCAUCUAUGGACCAUCCUAAGGAGGAGAUGCAAUCCAUUGAGGAUGAAGGAGUUGAUAGAUCUUUUGGGAAGGGAGAUCAAGCUGAUAGCAAGAGCAUUGAUUCUUCUAGAUCAACUGAAGAAGAGGAUGAUGAGGAUCAAGUGGAAGCAGCUAGGACUGCAGCAAUUAACCAGGAAAUAAAGCGUGUUCUUACUGAAGUUCUCUUAAAGGUUACUGAUGAUCUGUUUGAUGAAAUUGCCACAAAAGUUCUUACUGAAGAUGAUCUGACACUUGAAGUUGAACAGAGCACACUGACUUCAAACCAUAAGUUAUUGCCAUCUCCCCCAGCAGUUUCAGCUCUCAAGGCUUCUGCAAAGGUUCUAAUUCCAGCCAAGUCUAAGGAAUCUGAGACUGAAGAUGUCAGUGAAAAAUCCAGUUCCAGUUCACCUGGUAAUGUGUUAGGUCUUGAAAAUUAUGCAAGUGAUGAUGACGAUGUAGAUGGUGAUAUUCAGAGUUCUGUUAUGCCAAAUUCUGGGAAAGAUGCUAUUCUUCAGCACUCAACUGUCAAAAAGCCUUCAAAUGUUAGGCAGGAUGCCACUACAAAUGACAGUUCUUUGGUAGGGCUUGAAGAGCACGGUAGAAGUCAGACAAUUUUAGAGAAUGAUCUGGGAAAAACCAGUUCACUUGAGUCCAAAUAUAACAACAGUGCUGCUAUUAGUGAUAUUAGUUAUAAUAGACAAAAGAAUGUUGAAAGUAAUGCCGAUAAAAAUCUGCCAGAUGGAACUACUGCCUCUAGGCUGAAGGAUACUGUAGGCACAUUGAAACCUGACCUCCAUAAAGAAAAUGUCAAUGUCAAAAAAACAUCAAAAGAUGACUCACAAGGUAGGGAGUCCAGGAUGAAACCUGAUAAGCAUGAUCGACAUGAGAGUAAAAAUAGUUCUGUGAUGGACUUCAGUAAGGACUUAGAGAGUGGUAAGAUUAGGACAGUUGAGAAGGGUGAUGGGAAUCGUAGGGGGCAUGAUGAGAGGCAUUCGAGAAAGGAAAGGACAGAUGAUCGGAAUGGCUCAAGAGAAAAGGUGAAGGAGCAAAGUCUUAAGCCUGUAGAAAAAGCACAGGAAUCUGAAUCAAGAAAAAGAUCUUCCCAUGCUGAUGACAAAGAGGAUAGAAGAGAAACAGAGAGACUCCAUAGCUCUAGUGCUAAAGAAGAUAACAACAGGAAAAGAGAACAGGCAAAGGAUAAAGAGGAUGAUAGAUCAAGGCGUAAACAUUCUACUGACUCAAGCAGGCACAAGAGAAGGCGCUCCUCUUCUGUUGGCAGUAGGGGUAGAAACAGCAAGGACAACUUGGUUAAUCAUGCCAAUGAUUCAAGUGAUGAAGCUUCUGAUGAUUCUAAAAGGAAGCACUCAAGGAGACGUAACUUAUCACCAUCACCUGUCAGGUCUAGGAGAAGCAUUCUCGUUCCUGUUGAGGGGAAGAAGGUCAAGGUCCAGAUCACCUGUACGGCGGCAGAGAUGAUUGGAGCAAUGGUCCACCAACGAUUAAGAGCUAGACUUAUGUUCGUUAGUGGUCUGAAGACUGAUGAGCGCUGGAACCGAGUUUCACAACAAAGCCGUCCCGAGGAGAAAGGCAUGCACGACAGCUUUGAGGCCGAUGGGUGA
Prunus armeniaca (apricot) is the source of this 2994-nucleotide messenger RNA. The record is from the annotation of a GenBank genome assembly. Lineage: Eukaryota; Viridiplantae; Streptophyta; Magnoliopsida; Rosales; Rosaceae.